Molecule: messenger RNA, 1406 nt
Organism: Diachasmimorpha longicaudata
Lineage: Eukaryota; Metazoa; Arthropoda; Insecta; Hymenoptera; Braconidae
Product: developmentally-regulated GTP-binding protein 2
Exons: 5
Coding region: 140-1231 (363 amino acids)
Biological process (GO): cytoplasmic translation
Cellular component (GO): cytoplasm
Molecular function (GO): GTPase activity; GTP binding
Source: RefSeq, a predicted model, not a curated record
AUGGAGCCACCCGGCAUUUAAUUUUUACCCUAGGGAACAACCUAAGUGGUCGCGUACACAUUUCAUGAGACUAAAACUCAAUAAUUUAUUGUUUUAAAUUUAUCUUGGGGGUCUAGAUUAAAUUAUUUGAGAAUCAGUCAUGGGAAUUUUAGAGAAAAUAUCGGAGAUUGAGAAGGAGAUUGCGAGGACACAGAAAAAUAAAGCUACGGAGUAUCAUUUGGGAUUGCUCAAAGCAAAAUUAGCCAAAUACAGGUCACAGCUUCUUGAGCCCUCUAAGAAAUCCGAAAAGGGUGAAGGAUUUGAUGUGUUGAAGUCGGGGGAUGCUAGAGUAGCAUUAAUUGGAUUCCCAUCAGUGGGAAAAUCCACUUUGCUGUCAACACUAACUCAUACAGAAUCUGAGGCUGCCUCCUACGAGUUCACGACGUUGACAUGUAUCCCUGGAGUCAUUGAGUAUAAGGGAGCUAAUAUCCAGCUGCUGGAUUUGCCUGGAAUUAUUGAGGGAGCAGCACAGGGCAAAGGUCGGGGUAGACAGGUGAUAGCUGUAGCCAGAACAGCUGACCUAGUCCUAAUGAUGCUGGAUGCAACUAAGCAAGAUGUCCAGAGACAAUUAUUGGAGAAAGAGUUGGAGUCUGUGGGGAUUAGGCUUAACAAGCAAAAGCCAAACAUUUAUUUUAAGAUAAAGAAGGGCGGUGGUCUGUCGUUCAAUUCAACUUGUCUACUUACCAAAGUCGACGAGAAAAUGGUGCAGAUGAUUCUGCAUGAGUACAAAAUUUUUAACGCUGAAGUUUUGUUCAGGGAGGAUUGCACUGCUGAUGAAUUGAUAGAUGUCAUUAAUGCUAAUAGAGUAUAUCUGCCUUGUCUCUACGUUUACAAUAAAAUUGAUCAGAUUUCUAUUGAAGAAGUCGAUAGGAUUGCCAGGCAGCCUAACAGUGUUGUAGUUAGUUGUAAUAUGAAGUUGAAUUUGGACUUUUUGUUGGAGACUCUGUGGGAGUAUCUAUCCCUCAUCAGAGUGUACACGAAGAAGCCAGGACAGCCUCCAGACUUUGACGAUGGUUUGAUUCUAAGAAGAGGUGUCACUGUGGAACAUGUUUGCCAUACGAUACAUCGAACGCUGGCUGCUCAAUUUAAAUAUGGACUUGUCUGGGGAACAAGUACCAAAUAUUCACCUCAGAGGGUGGGUAUCCAACACACCAUGCAUGAUGAGGACGUCAUUCAGGUUGUUAAAAAGUAAAUAAAUCGUGGAUCAUCGCCAGCAUUAACGCAGAGGGAAUCACAAUAAAUAUUUGUUACAGGCAAUACGUUUUUUAUAAAUGAAAAAGUAAUAAAAAUCAUAAUUAUUCAUUUGAUGUCAUCUCAGUUUUCAUUCAGUCAAAAUUCCCGCCUCGGAGAUAUUGACUUCCGGAGGC